AAAGAGUUGACUUUGCGAGUGCAGGUUUUUUUCAUUAUACUCUCUUGUUAUAUAUUUCUUUUGUGUUCUUCGUUGUGUAGAAAAAAAGUUACAAUUUUUUUUUUGCAAUUGAAAAGAAAACCCUUUUCCUCAAAAUUAAACGAGUUUAAAUCGAGAAUUACAAAUAAAAGAAAAAAAACCCAUCCCAAAUGCGUAGUGAUUGUAUAUUUUUCAACAAAAUUUACAAAUAACCUUUAUACCAAAUAGCCUAUUUUGGUGUCUCGUUUUGUUACCCCACCCAGCUCCGAAUGCAUACUACCAACCAAAGGUGCACUUAAGCCCGUGUGUGCUUCACAUUUUUUCUUUAUUGUUGUGUAUUGCCUUUGUGAGUUGCGAGCUAAGUUGGUCCCCCAAGGUGCUCCAUCAUCAAAUGUAAAAAGGAAAAAUCCAUCUGUGAUUUGUGAAACAGCUGCAAGGAAAAAAUUAGAAAAAGAACAAAAUGUCAGCAGACUCUGAUAUGGAUUAUUCGGAUAAUGAUUGCGAGUACGAUGAUUAUUACAACUCAGGUGAAGAUUGCGAUGUGGAACGAAUAGAUCCAAGAAAAACAGAUCCAGAAUACUUCGAAUAUGAUUGUCUAACAGUGGAAGAAGUUGAAAAACUUCUCAAUGAAUCUGUAGAAAAACUCAACACAAUCCUGCAAAUAACGCCAUCAUUGGCCAAAGUACUCCUGCUCGAGCACAAAUGGAAUAAUAAAGAAAUCACAGAUAAAUACCGCGAAAAUGCAUCAGCUUUACUUAUAUCAGCGCGUAUCAAACCGCCUCCAACCACAUCAAGUGCCGCCGCUUCAUCGUUCGCCUCGUUCAGUAGUUCCUCUUACAAACACAUAGCCGUAUCCGCACUGUCCAUUUCCGCCACAAGCAUUUAUCGUAGUCAAAUGUGUCCCGUCUGUGCGACCACACAGCUCGGCGAUAAAUUUUAUGCGCUCUCAUGUGGUCAUUCAUUUUGCAAAGACUGCUGGUCAAUGUAUUUCGAAACACAAAUCUUCCAAGGAAUAUCCACUCAAAUAGGUUGCAUGGCACAGCAGUGCAAUGUUCGUGUACCCGAAGAUCUCGUUCUGAAUUUGGUGACGCGCCCGGUGAUGCGCGAUAAAUACCAACAGUUUGCAUUCAAAGACUAUGUGAGAUCUCAUCCAGAGCUGCGCUUCUGUCCGGGACCGAAUUGUCACAUAAUCGUUCGCUCUGGAGAGAUAUGCGCCAAACGAGCUAUUUGCAAGGUGUGCAAUACAUCGUUUUGCUUCAAGUGUGGCAUGGAUUAUCAUGCGCCCACCGAUUGUCAGAUAAUCAGGAAGUGGCUGACUAAGUGUGCCGAUGACAGUGAAACGGCAAAUUACAUAAGUGCCAAUACCAAAGACUGUCCCAAAUGUCAUAUUUGCAUUGAGAAGAACGGUGGCUGCAACCACAUGCAGUGCUUCAAUUGCAAACAUGACUUUUGUUGGAUGUGUCUUGGCGAUUGGAAGACUCACGGCUCGGAAUACUAUGAGUGCUCUCGCUAUAAAGACAAUCCGAAUAUUGCCAACGAAUCGAUGCAUGUGCAGGCGCGCGAAGCACUCAAAAAGUACCUUCAUUAUUAUGAGCGUUGGGAGAAUCAUUCGAAGAGUUUGCAAUUGGAACAACAGACGCUUGAUCGUCUGAAAGCUAGAGUGAACGAAAAAGUGAUGAAGGGGCGUGGCACAUGGAUUGACUGGCAAUAUUUAUUUAAUGCAGCUUCAUUGCUUGCCAAAUGUAGAUAUACACUGCAGUAUACGUAUCCAUAUGCAUAUUUCAUGGAGGCUGGACCCAGAAAAGUUCUCUUCGAAUAUCAACAGGCUCAAUUAGAAGCUGAAAUUGAAAAUCUCUCAUGGAAAAUAGAACGUGCCGAAACGACUGAUUUAGGUGAUUUGGAAAACCAAAUGGAUAUUGCCGAAAAAAGACGAACAACUCUUCUAAAGGAUUUCUUUCCAACAGAUACGUUAUAAUAAACUUCCAUAGGACGAAUUAUUAAAAAAACAAAAAAAAAAAAAACAAAACAAAAAAAUAACCCUUUUCACAUACAAACAAUUUCCCAAUAGCUAAGAUUUUUUUCAAAAUGUACAAUUUAUUACAACUGAUCAUAUACAAACAUUAAUAACAACAACAAUAAUAAUAAUUAAUUAACAAAAAAAAUAUUACAAAUAUUAAAAAAAAGGUCAAUAAUGCCUUUAAAUUUAUCAAACAUUAGGGUAAUUUAUGAAUUGGCAGGGUAAUUGAUGAAACCCUGGUAAAUUGCUCUAACACAUGUUAGUUCAUGAAUAUUAAAUGCAUUUUACCCGGGUUUUAUACCAUUUUAUAAAUACCCAAAAUAGUUUAGAAUAGGUACAACAAUUAUUUUCUAUUGCUUAAAUUCUCAAAAAACAAAAAUACAA
Molecule: messenger RNA, 2419 nt
Organism: Episyrphus balteatus (marmalade hoverfly)
Lineage: Eukaryota; Metazoa; Arthropoda; Insecta; Diptera; Syrphidae
Gene: ari-2
Product: potential E3 ubiquitin-protein ligase ariadne-2
Exons: 3
Coding region: 479-1993 (504 amino acids)
Biological process (GO): positive regulation of proteasomal ubiquitin-dependent protein catabolic process; ubiquitin-dependent protein catabolic process; protein polyubiquitination
Cellular component (GO): cytoplasm; ubiquitin ligase complex
Molecular function (GO): ubiquitin protein ligase activity; zinc ion binding; ubiquitin conjugating enzyme binding
Source: RefSeq, a predicted model, not a curated record